Nestor notabilis (Kea) is the source of this 969-nucleotide messenger RNA. Its product is annotated as TRAF3-interacting protein 1-like. Gene Ontology annotation, biological process: regulation of microtubule cytoskeleton organization; cilium assembly; intraciliary transport. The annotation marks the transcript as partial. Gene Ontology annotation, cellular component: ciliary basal body; axoneme; centrosome. Gene Ontology annotation, molecular function: microtubule binding. The transcript is spliced from 9 exons. NCBI's taxonomy places the organism in Eukaryota, Metazoa, Chordata, Aves, Psittaciformes, Psittacidae. The record is from RefSeq and is a predicted model, not a curated record.
AGUGAAAGUUCUUCAGGAAUCUCAAGGCAGCCUUCAACAAAAGGAUCAAGGCAACGCGCCAAACCCGGAGGAGAAGAAGCUGUGGAAGUGAAGAGUGUGACAGAUAGGAUUUCAGAGGACAGCGUUGCUCAACUGCAAGAGAAGACUCAACCAGGACUUGAAGUAGAAGAGAAAGAAGGAGAAGCAGAGGAUGUGGCUCCUGAGAAGCCUGCAGAAAAUGGUGAAGUACCUCUUGACCUUCCACCUCAGCCCAUCCAAAGACGAAUUCCCCGUCCUGGCAGUGCAAGACCAGCACCACCCAGAGUGAAACGUCCAGAAAGCGCUGAGCUCGUACCUCCAGAAAGGAGCGGUAGUGGUAAAACAGUCUCAAAUGUGAUCACAGACCAGCAGAUUUCUGAUGAUGAUGAUGACCAGUUUGUGGUGGAGGCAGCACUGCCACUGCCCGAGGUGCCACAUAUGGAAAUGGAGCCAGAAGCGGAGCUGGUUGAGGAUCAGAAGCAUGGUGGGCUUGUAAAAAGACUCCUAGAAACAAAGAAAGAUUAUGAGGCAUCACAGAAAUCCUCAAAGACAACAGAGAGGGAGAAGCCCUUUGUAUCAGAAGCAGCCAGGAAGAGAGAGAGAGACUUGGUAGCCAAAGAAAUUGAGAAGUUUCAGGUGUCUAUUCAGACUCUGUGCCGGAGUGCCCUGACGCUUGGCAGGAUCAUGGAUUACAUCCAAGAAGACAUGGAUGCCAUGAAGAAUGAGUUGCAGAUGUGGCGGCAGGAGAACAGACAGCAUGCAGAAACUCUGCAGAAAGAGCAGAGCAUCACGGACAGUGCUGUUGAACCAUUAAAAGCUGAUCUGGCUGAACUGGACCAGUUGAUUAAAGACCAGCAAGACAAGAUCUGUGCUGUAAGAGCUAAUAUUAUAAAGAACGAAGAGAAAAUCCGCAGGAUGGUUCUUAGCAUAAACCUGUCUUCCAAAAGGUGA